Messenger RNA from Diachasma alloeum, 1587 nucleotides. RefSeq names its product multifunctional protein ADE2 (gene Paics). The coding region runs from base 97 to 1350 and encodes 417 amino acids. Gene Ontology annotation, biological process: 'de novo' IMP biosynthetic process. Lineage: Eukaryota; Metazoa; Arthropoda; Insecta; Hymenoptera; Braconidae. Gene Ontology annotation, molecular function: phosphoribosylaminoimidazolesuccinocarboxamide synthase activity. The transcript has 6 exons. The record is from RefSeq and is a predicted model, not a curated record.
GGGGAAGCGCUGGGGAUCGGGUGGGUAAUAGUUGGAGCGCUCGGGAGACCGACCGCAUUUAUCGUUGAGGUUUAUUUCAGGGGAGAUUGAUUAACCAUGUCAGUUUACAAAAUUGGAAAAUUGAUAAUCGAAGGCAAGACCAAACAGGUCUUCGAGCUUCUGGAGGAUCCGACGUUAUGUCUCUUGCAGAGCAAAGACAGAAUCACCGCUGGGGAUGGAGUGAAAUCUCACGAGUUGGCUGGCAAGGCAGCGAUCAGCACAGCCACCACUGCCAAAGUAUUUGAGUUAUUGAAUCAGGCUGGAUUGAGAACUGCUUUUGUUAAGGUCGCAGGGGAGACCUCAUUUAUCGCGAAAAAAUGUGAAAUGGUGCCUAUUGAGUGGGUGACUAGACGAUUGGCGACCGGAAGUUUCGUGAAAAGACAUACUGGUGUCCCAGAGGGCUUUCGUUUCAAUCCACCUCUUCAGGAGACAUUCUUCAAGGACGAUGCAAACCACGAUCCCCAGUGGUCGGCCCAGCAAAUUGUCUCCGCUAAUUUCAAGCUCAAUGGUGUGACAAUUGGCCAAGACGAGUACGACAUCAUGAACCGCACGACUCUGGCUGUUUUCGAAGUGUUGGAGAGAGCCUGGGCCACUCGGGACUGUGCGUUGAUCGACAUGAAAAUUGAAUUCGGUAUUGAUGCUACUGGGGAGAUUCUAGUUGCUGAUAUUAUUGACAGUGACUCCUGGAGGCUCUGGCCGUCCGGUGACAAGAGGCUCAUGAAGGACAAGCAGGUAUACAGAAAUCUGACGACAGUGACAGAUGCCGAUCUGAACACAGUGAAACGUAACUUCGAAUGGGUGGCAAAUCAGCUGGACUACCUAGUUCCCCCGGCGAGUUCAAAGAUAGUAAUCUUCAUGGGGUCACCAUCAGACGAAGAGCAUUGCAAUAAAAUCGCGCGAUUUGCAGCUGCCCUAGGCCUAAAAGCUGAAUUGCGCGUUACGAGUGCCCACAAGGCCACAGCGGAGACUCUAAAAAUUCUCUCCGAGUACGAGGGAACCGGGGAAAAGGUGGUGCUGGUGGCUGUCGCCGGUCGAUCCAAUGGUCUGGGUCCAGUACUUUCUGGUAACACAGCUCUGCCGGUCAUCAAUUGUCCACCCGUCAAGCCUGAUAACGUCGCACAGGAUGUUUGGUCUUCGUUGAAUGUGCCAUCAGGUCUCGGUUGUACUACAGUACUCUACCCCGAGAGUGCAGCCCUCGCAGCCGCCCAAAUUCACGCCCUCCACGACCACCUCGUCUGGUCUCGUCUCCGUGUCAAGCAACUCACCAACUUCAUAACUUUGAAACAAGCUGACAUCAAACUCCGAAACUAAUGUUUCUCCCAUUGCUGAUCCAAACAAUCGUGACAGAUGUUGAUUGUCGCACUAAUUGUCUACGCCCUACUGCUUCUACUCCUGGUGAUACUCUAUUGGAUACAAAUCUACAACAUUCGAAUAUUUCCUACGAAGCAACUAUUCGAGUAACUGUUCGUGUUUAACAAUGGAAUUGCAUUCCACUAGAUAAUUGUCGCCGUUAUUAUUUUUUUAUGAAUAAAAAAUUAUCUACAGAUA